UCACCAUUUCUCAAUGCAACUUUUACAGAUGAUCUUUACAGUUUGUUGGGAACAGAUCCAGUGAAAGGAUUAAGCAGUGACAGAGCGAACGAGCUCUUGGACUACUACGGUCCAAACACACUGACCCCAACUACACAAUAUUUGUGGCCUCGGUUACUAUUCAAAUCCUUGUGUACUGGGUUUUCAAUUUUAAUAUGGCUAGGUGCUAUAUUGUGUUUAGCAGCUUAUCUAAUUGAAUUAUCCACGAAACCAGAUCCUUGUACCGAUAAUCUUUACCUUGGAUGCGUGCUUAUUGCAGUCGACGUUAUAUGUGGACUUUUUAGUUUCUUUCAGAAUUAUAAAAGUUCUAAGAUAAUGAAAACAUUCAAUAACUUGAUACCGACGUAUGCAAAAUGUACACGGGAUGGUGUUUUGAGUACAGACACUGAAGUGCAUAAUUUGGUCAAAGGUGAUUUGGUCAACGUGGAAAUCGGAGACGUUAUACCAGCGGACAUUCGAAUUAUUGAAAGCAAAGGAUUUAAGGUGGACAACUCAUCAUUGACCGGCGAAUGUGUUGCAGUAGCACGAAGCAACACUGAAGGAACGCCUAAUAUUUUGGAAUCACCCAAUGUUGCAUUUUCUUCUGCUCUUUGCGUCGAAGGAUGGGCGAAAGGUUUACAGCCAACUGUAACGGCUUCUUUAACGCUAACUGCAAAACGCAUGGUUGCUAAAAAAUGUCUUGUCAAAAAUCUGGAAGCGAUUGAGGCACUUGGCGCCUGCACAACAAUAUGUUCUGACAAAACUGGCACUUUAACGGAGAAUAAAAUGUGCGUUGUACAUAUUUGGAUGUCAGAUAAAACGUAUUCAGUGUUGGAUGAUAACUUUGAAUCUACAUUAAGGAACGAUCAAGGAUUCGCUUCCCUAAAAAUAUGUGGUGCGUUGUGCAGUAAUGCAUCUGUUUCUUCCGAUGGAGUUAUGCGUGGUGAUGCAUCAGAAAAAGCAAUACUGAGCUUUUUAAUUAAGUUUGAUGACCCUGUCGCUAUAAGGAAAAGGUAUCCUAAGAUUGCCGAAAUCCCCUUCAAUUCUGUUAAUAAGUAUCAAGUCAGCGUUCAUUUAGAGGUAUCCUCCUCAAAGUACAUUAUAGUAAUGAAAGGGGCACCAGAGUGUAUAGUUUCCAAGUGUUCGACACUCAUUCACAAUAACAGUACAAUAAAUAUGAGUGCAAAAAUCAAAGAAGCAGCAAAUACGGCAAUCGAAAACUUGGCAAACACUGGUGAACGGAUAUUGGCAUUCGCUGAUUGCAUUUUAAAUCCAAAAGAAUUUCCAUUGGACUACAAGUUCGAUACAGAAGAUGUUAACUUUCCUCUUAAAAAUCUACGAUUCCUGGGAGUUAUAGGUUUGAAAGAUCCGCCUAGGGAAGAGGUCCGCUAUGCUAUAGAACGCGUGCGCGAAGCAGGAGUUCGUGUGAUGAUGAUAACAGGUGAUCAUCCAGCGACAGCUCGGGCUGUGGCUCACGAAGUGGGUAUUGGCACUGCUCCGAAUUUUCAUGUUGUGACUGGGACUGAACUGCGAAACAUGACGCCAGAUUUACUGUAUUUAACUUUGGAAAAACAUUAUGAAAUAGUGUUUGCGCGCACGUCACCUACCCAAAAGCUACAAAUAGUUGAAGCAUGUCAAAGACAAGGGGGAGUUGUAGCAGUUACAGGUGAUGGAGUAAAUGAUGCACCCGCAUUAAGGCGAGCAGAUAUUGGAAUAUCCAUGGGAAUUACCGGUUCGCAAGUAUCCAAGCAAACUGCUGAUAUAAUUUUAAUGGACGACAACUUCGCAACAAUAGUAACUGGGAUAGAAGAAGGACGAAAAAUAUUUGAUAAUUUAAAGAAAUCCGUUUGCUACAUCCUAAUAUCUAACGUUCCAGAAAUUAUUCCAGUAUUAAUGUUCAUUCUGUUCUCCAUACCACUACCCCUGGGUGUGAUGACGAUAUUAUGCGUGGACCUCGGAACGGAUAUGUGGCCAGCAGUAUCAUUGUCUUACGAGCAAGCAGAACAGGAUGUGAUGGCUCGACCUCCUAGAAGCUCUGACCCUCUUGUGUCGGCUUGCAUGUUACGCCUUGUGUACGGACAUCUCGGCCUCAUUGAGUUUGCUGCAGGAAUGUUCGCCUACUUCAUUGUAAUGGCUGAACAUGGAUUUUAUCCUUCUGAUUUAUUUGGUAUAAGAGAUAAAUGGGACAACGUAGCAGUAAGCGACGUCGAGGAUUCUCUUGGCCAAGAGUGGACUUAUGCGGAGAGAAAAGAGUUAGAGAGGGCGUGUCAGGCCGCUUACUUCGUAGCCGUAGUUAUAACGCAAAUGAUGAAUGGAAUUAUUUGUAAAACUAGAUACAACUCCCUCCUACAUGUCGGCAUGAAAAACAAUGUAUUAAAAAUGGGAUUGUUGGUAGAGUUAAUGCUCGCUUGCGUAGUGUGUUAUGUGCCUGGUGUUAAUACGUUUUUCCGUACAUAUCCACUUCGAUUGAGAUGGUGAGAAAAACUUUUUUGACACUUAGGUACUAAAAUAUUAGUGCCAGCGCACAUAGGUGACGGCAAGUUUUUUUUUUCAAUAAAAUUUAUUAAUUAUACAAUUUUACGCUAUACGAGUAAAUAUUUCUAAACUCGGUGAUUGACCUCAGCAUCGCGGCGCAUUUAUUUUAGACCGUACGAACUAUUUUAUUAAUAUUGUAUAAAUAUUUAUAUCAAUUGAUAAAGGAGAUGAUCCAAAUAUUCCACGAAAUGCAAUAAUAACUUAUGAAUGUUAUUUAAACGGGUACAUACCACGAUAAAACGACGAGAUUUUUAUUGUCGAUAUUUCGACCCAGUUGCAUGGAUCGU
Molecule: messenger RNA, 2840 nt
Organism: Bicyclus anynana (squinting bush brown)
Lineage: Eukaryota; Metazoa; Arthropoda; Insecta; Lepidoptera; Nymphalidae
Product: sodium/potassium-transporting ATPase subunit alpha-B
Exons: 15
Biological process (GO): potassium ion import across plasma membrane; intracellular sodium ion homeostasis; proton transmembrane transport
Cellular component (GO): membrane
Molecular function (GO): P-type sodium:potassium-exchanging transporter activity; ATP hydrolysis activity; ATP binding
Source: RefSeq, a predicted model, not a curated record